AGUUGCUGCUGCGGCAACGGGAGGAGGAGCAGAAGCCGCGGAAGAAGAGAGCUAGCAGUGGUAGCUAGUACAGCGGAGGUUUGGGAUUCGGUUUUUACCUUUUUACUCUGACUUGCACAUACAGAGCUCCCUGAAACAGAGCGGGGUUGGGAAAAUAAAGUGAAAAUGGCGGCCGCGGCCUCGCCGGGCUCCUGCUCGUCCACCUCCUCAGACUGGGUUGUGCUGAGAGACGGUUGCCUGCGUUGCGACGAGGAGGGCCUGCGAAGCCUCUCCUACCAUCCGGCCCUCAACGCUAUCCUGGCCGUCACAAGCCGGGGGAGUAUUAAAGUAAUCGACGGCACUUCUGGUGCCAUACUGCAGGCCUCGGCUUUGCACGCUAAACCCGGGGGACGCGUCAGGUGUCAGUACUUCCCGGCGGUGGACAAGGUCCUGUUUGUGGAUGACUACGCGGUGGGAUGCCGGAAGGACCUGAAUGGCAUACUGCUUCUGGACACGGCGCUCCAAGCCCCGGUCUCCAAACCGGAGGACAUGGUCCAGCUGGAGCUGCCAGUUACCGAGGCCCAGCAGAUUCUCUCAGCAUGCCUGGAGAAAGUGGACGUGUCCAACACCGAGGGAUACGACCUGUUCCUCACCCAGCUCAAAGAGGGUCUGAAGAAUACCUCACACGAGACGGCCGCCAACCACAAAGUGGCCAAGUGGGCGACGGUGACUUUCCAUCUCCCGCACCACGUGAUCAAGGUGGUGGCCAGUGCCAUCGUGAACGAGCUGAAGAAGAUAAACCAGAACGUCGCUGCCUUGUCUGUGGCCUCGUCCAUCAUGGACAGGCUCUCCUACCUCUUACCGAGUGCCCGGCCUGAGUUGGGGGUGGGACCCGGACGCUCUGUAGAUAGAUCCUUGAUGUACAGUGAGGCAAACAGGAGAGAGACGUUCACAUCCUGGCCGCACGCGGGCUACCGCUGGGCGCAGCCGGACCCCAUGGCCCAGGCGGGCUUCUACCACCAGCCUGCCUCCACGGGCGAUGACCGGGCCAUGUGUUUCACCUGUAGUGUGUGCCUGGUGUGUUGGGAGCCCACUGAUGAGCCAUGGUCGGAGCACGAGCGACAUUCCCCCAACUGUCCAUUUGUCAAGGGCGAGCACACGCAGAACGUUCCGCUGUCAGUAACCCUGGCGACCAGCCCGGCACAGUUCCCCAGUCCGGACGGCUCGGACAAGAUUGCCUGCUACGGCUUCGGCAGCUGCCCGCACUUCCUGGCUGCCGCCACCAAGAGGGGCAAGAUCUGCAUAUGGGACGUGUCCAAGCUGAUGAAGGUGCACUUGAAGUUCGAGAUCAACCCGUACGACCCGGUGAUCCUGCGGCAGCUCUUCCUGUCCAGCAGCGAGCAGGGCCUGGGCACCGAGUCCCGGAGGCCCACUCUGGCCUGGCUGGAGGACUCGUCCAGCUGCUCCGACCUGCCAAAACUUGAGGGGGACAGUGAUGAUCAGUUGGAGGACUCAGACAGUGAAGAGCAUUCCAGAUCGGAGUCAGUCACAGGUCACCCGUCUCAGAAGGAGAGCCUUGAGGUGAGCCUGGGCGUGACGGCGCUGAGCGUGCUGCAGCAGCCGGAGAAGCUGCAGUGGGAGGUGGUGGCCAGCGUGCUGGAGGACACCGUCAAGGACCUGGAGGAGCUGGGGGCCAACCCGGCGCUGGCUCAGGCCAAGGCCGACAAGGCCAAGGAGAAGCCGGCCGAGCAGCACAACAUUCCCUUCCCCUGCCUGCUGACGGGCGGCCUGCUCAGCUACCGCUCCGCCGCCAGCUCGCCGCUCCCCGGGGCGCCGUCCGCGGCCCCCGCCCGCCGGCCCCCGCCCCCCUCCUCCUGCGCCGCCGUCGACGGACCCUUACGGACUCAGGUGCCCGAGGCCGCCCCGCUGGUGCUCGUGGCCCCCGACCAGGGCCCCAUGGAGAUCGAGACCUGCCACCCGGCCCCCGAGCUGGGCUCGCCCAGCCUCCCGGUCUCGCCCAUCCGCCGGACUAUCCCUGUGCUGCUCCUGUACAGCAUCAAGGAGGCGGACGAGAAGGCCAACGGCAAGGUGUUUGCGCAGAUGAACAACCUGAUGGGCAAGAGCCUGCACGAGGAGGGCUUCAGCGUGCCGCAGAUCAUCGAGAUGGAGUUCGACUCGCACGAGCAGCUGCUGCUGCAGGACCCGCCCAUCACCUACAUCCAGCAGUUCGCCGACGCCACCGCCCCGUGGCCGCCCACCGGCAGCGUGGGGGGCAACAGCGGCAUCGGGCCGGCCGACGCGCCCGAGAAGUGGGGCCCGCUGGCGCCGCCGCGGCCCGGCGCCCUGGUCCAGUGCCUGCGGCUGCCCAAGGAGCUGGAGGACGAGAACCUGUACGUGGACUCCAUCACGCCGUGCAGCGACGGCCUGCACCUGCUGGUGGGCCUGCAGCCGUGCUCGGUGGAGUCGCUCAGCGCCAUCAACCAGGUGGAGGCGCUCAACAACCUCAACCGCCUGCACUCGGCCCUCUGCAGCCGCGGGCGCAAGGACGAGCUCCAGGCGCUGCCCACGCUGGCCAACGGGCUCGAGGGCGGCCACGCGCCGGGCACCUCGCCCCAGCAGACGCCCCUCAUCCUGCCCCCCGACCAGCAGCUGCAGCAGCAGCAGCCCUCGUCCCGGGCGUUCGGGGGCAGCACGGGCAGCGGCGGCGGCGGCUACCUGGUGCUGUACAAGCUCAACUACUCCACGCGCAUCGUGACGCUGGAGGAGGAGCCGGUCAAGGUGCAGCACAUCCGCGACCCGCGCGACGCCGUCACCUCGCUCAUCCUGCUGCCCGCCGACGUGCUGGACGGCCGCGAGGAGGACGGCGAGGACGCCUCGGAGGACACCCCGCCGCCCGGCCUCAAGAACGGCCCCGCGGCCGGCCCCAACGCCGCCUCUUCCGCCGCCGGACCCGCUGGUGGCGCUGGCAGUGCCGCCCACGGCACCAACGCCUCCACGCCCGCGCCGUCCACGGCCAAGGAGAAGCUGGUGGUGACCACGCAGGCCGGCUACAUCAUGGUGCUGGACCUGGCCACGCUCGAGGUGCUGGCCAAGGUCGAGCCGCCCAUCAAAGAGGGCGGCGACGAGGUGGACCCCUUUGUCUCAGUCACCUACUGCUCGGGAACUGACCGUCUGUGCGCCUGCACGAAAGGUGGAGAACUUCAUUUCCUUCAAAUUGGAGGUGUGUUUGACGAUAUAGAUGACGCCGACAUUUUUGUUGACGGCCCCCUUUCUAAAGGGGUCGAUCAGCUGUUUGAAGGGACGAAGCCGUCCUCGAACCCCUCAAGCCCAGGGAUCACAGCGGGUGUCGACCUCCUGGUGGACCAAGCGCUGGGCGUGGAGAUGCUGUCGUCGCUGGUGGAGCUGACGCGCUUCGAGACGCUGACGCCGCGCUUCUCGGCCACGGUGCCGCCCUGCUGGGUGGAGGUGCAGCAGGAGCAGCAGCAGCGACGCCACCCGCAGCACCUGCACCAGCAGCACCACGGCGACGCCGCGCAGCACACGCGCACAUGGAAGCUGCAGAGCGACAGCUCCAGCUGGGAUGAGCACGUGUUUGAGCUGGUGCUGCCCAAAGCCUGCAUGGUGGGCCACGUGGACUUCAAGUUUGUGAUGAACGCCAACAUUACCAACAUUCCACAGAUCCAGGUCACCCUGCUGAAGAACAAGGCCCCAGGAUUAGGCAAGGUCAACGAGACAGCAGUGGACAGGCAGAUCACGUUCCCCCUGUCUCAGGCCCUGCACACCAACGGCGAGAGGAAUGGCCAGCCUCUCCUACAUGACUUUGCAGAGGACAUUCAGUUCAUGGAUAUUGAGGAAUCACCAGGUUCCAGACUCUGUCCCUUUCUCGAGGACCAUAAGGAGGACAUCCUCUGCGGCCCCGUGUGGUUGGCCAGUGGCCUCGACCUCUCAGGACACGCCGGGAUGUUGAGCUUAACAAGUCCCAAGUUGGUCAAAGGUAUGGCGGGGGGGAAGUACCGCUCGUUCUUGGUCCACAUCAAGGCGGUGAGCGACAAGGGCAUGGAGGAGAGCCCACGGCCGGUGGUCAGGAUGCCCUCCAAGCCUCAGAGCAGUAAAGCCCAGUCCCUGUCCUCCCUGCUGCAGCGGGCCCAGGCCUCCAAGGAAAAAGCCUCCACAUCUAAAGUGGAGCCUCCACCAGCAUCAAAGAAACCAGAUAACCUGCGCGGCUGUGACCUCCUGCAGGAAGUGUCAAUCACAAUCCGGAGGUUCAAAAAGACCUCCAUACCCAAAGAAAGAAUCCAGCGCUGUGCCAUGCUGCAGUUCCCAGAAUUCCAUGAGAAGCUGCUCAACGGCUUGUGUAAACGCUCGGACGAGACGGCCAGCACUGAGCACGCCCAGAGUCUCAUUCUGGAUAUCCUCUGCUGGCUGGCUGGGGUCUACUCUAACGGACCCUGCAGCCCUGACCUCUGCGUGUCCAGUCCCAGAGAGGGCAAGGAGGGCCUCCUCACCAAGACUAGGAAGCGGCUCAUAGACAUGGUCCGAGUCUGCUUCUUCCAGGCGGGCCGAAGCAUAGCCCACAAAUGCGCACGUUUUCUUGCACUUUGUAUUAGUAAUGGGAAAGGAGACCCUGGACAGCAGGGAUUUGGCAUGGCUCUGUUGAAGGCGCUGCUGGAGAAUAUGCCUUACUUACCCGCAGCAGCUACUGGUGGUGCAGUGUUCUGGUACUUUGUGCUGCUGAACUACGUAAAGGACGAGGACCUGGCGGGCUGCAGCACGGCGUGCGCCUCCCUGCUCACGGCCGUCUCUCGGCAGCUGCAGGACCGCCUCACCCCCCUGGAGGCUCUGCUGCAGACCCGGUAUGGGCUGUACAGCUCCCCCUUCGACCCUGUGCUCUUUGACCUGGAGGUGAGCGGCUCGUCCUGUAAGAAUGCCUUCAACAGCAGCAUCGGAGUCCAGUCUGACGAGAUCGACCUGUCCGACAUUCUCUCAGGGAACGGUAAGGUGAGCAACUGUGCGGCCGCUGAGGGCAGCUUCACGGCCCUGACCGGCCUCCUAGAGGUGGAGCCUCUGCACUUCACCUGCGUCUCCACGAGCGACGGUACCCGGGUGGAGAGGGACGACGCCAGCAUGUUCACCGUGAGCACGUUCGGGGUGACCCCCACGGUGGGCGGCCUGUCGGCGGGGUCGGUCGGCGAGGCGUCGACGGCGCUGAGCUCGGCGGCCCAAGUGGCGCUGCAGUCGCUGUCCCACGCCAUGGUGUCGGCCGAGCAGCAGCUCCAGGUCCUGCAGGAGAAGCAGCAGCAGCUGCUCAAGCUGCAGCAACAGCAGAAAGCCAAGCUGGAGGCCAAGCUGCACCAGACCACCUCGGCGGCGGCGGCCGCGUCCGGCGUGGGGCCCAUCCACAACUCGGUGCCUUCCAACCCCUCGGGCUCGGCCUCCAGCGCGCCGGGCUUCUUCAUCCACCCCUCCGACGUCAUCCCGCCCACGCCAAAGACCACGCCGCUCUUCAUGACGCCGCCGCUGACGCCGCCCAACGAGGCCGUGUCGGCGGCCAUCAGCGUGGAGCUGGCCCAGCUCUUCCCCGGCUCCAUCAUGGACCCGCCCGCCGUCAACCUCGCCGCGCACAACAAGAACUCCCAGAAGGCCAAGCCGCAUCCUAUGGGCAGUGGGCUGGCGCUAGCCAUCUCUCAGGCCUCCCACUUUCUGCAGCCUCCGCCUCACCAGUCCAUCAUCAUAGAGCGCAUGCACUCAGGUGCGCGGAGGUUUGUGACGCUGGACUUCGGUCGGCCAGUGCUCCUGACGGACGCACUGAUCCCCACCUGCGGGGACCUGGCUUCGCUGUCCAUCGACAUCUGGACGCUGGGCGAGGAGGUGGAUGGCCGGCGGCUGGUUGUGGCUACCGACAUCAGCACACACUCCCUCAUCCUUCACGACCUGCUGCCCCCGCCUGUCUGCCGCUUCAUGAAGAUCACUGUGAUUGGCCGCUACGGCAGCACCAACGCGAGGGCCAAGAUCCCGCUGGGCUUCUACUACGGCCACACCUACAUCCUGCCGUGGGAGAGCGAGCUGAAGCUGAUGCACGACCCCCUGCGGGGCGAGAGCGAGGCGGCCAGCCAGCCCGACGUGGACCAGCACCUGGCCAUGAUGGUGGCCCUGCAGGAGGACAUCCAGUGCAGGUACAACCUGGCCUGCCACCGCCUGGAGACUCUGCUGCAGAGCAUCGACCUGCCGCCGCUCAACAGCGCCAACAACGCCCAGUACUUCCUGCGCAAGCCCGACAAGGCGGUGGAGGAGGACCAGCGCGUCUUCUCGGCCUACCAGGACUGCGUGCAGCUGCAGCUGCAGCUCAACCUGGCGCACCACGCCGUGCAGCGGCUGCGCGUCUCCCUCGGCGCCGGACGCAAGACGCUGCCCGACGCCUGCGACACGCGCGAGCUCGUCCACGGCUCGUCCACCGAGCAGCUGCGCACGGUCAUCCGCUACCUGCUGGACACACUCCUCAGCCUGCUGCACACCUCCAACGGUCACUCGGUUCCCUCGGUUCUGCAGAGCACGUUCCACGCGCAGGCGUGCGAGGAGCUGUUCAAGCACCUGUGCAUCAGCGGCACGCCCAAGAUCCGCCUGCACACGGGGCUGCUGCUGGUGCAGCUGUGUGGGGGGGAGCGCUGGUGGGGCCAGUUCCUCUCCAACGUGCUGCAGGAGCUCUACAACUCCGAGCAGCUGCUCAUCUUCCCCCAGGACAGGGUGUUCAUGCUCCUGUCCUGUAUCGGCCAAAGAUCUCUGAGCAACAGCGGCGUCCUGGAGGGGCUCCUCAACCUGCUGGACUCGCUGCUCUCCCCCCUGCAGCAGUCCUCGGGCCACCAGCCCCGACGCACAGAAGGUGUGCUGGAUAUCCCCAUGAUCAGCUGGGUGGUGAUGCUGGUGUCCAGGCUGCUGGACUACGUGGCCAGCGUUGAGGACGAGGCCAGCGCCUCCAAGAAGCAGCUGGGAGGGAAGGACCGGGAGAGGUCAUUCACAGGAAACCAGUGGAGCUUCAUCAACAACAGCCUGCAGUCCCAGAACAUGAGCCGAUCAACCAAAGGCAACAGCAGCUUAGACCGCCUGUACUCCCGCAAGGUCCGCAAACAGCUGGUCCACACCAAACAGCAGUUAAAUUUGUUGAAAGCCAAACAGAAAGCUUUGAUGGAGCAAAUCGAGAAGGAGAAGAUCCAGAGCAACAAGAGCUCCUCGUACAAGCUCCUGGUCGAGCACGCCAAGCUCAAGCAAGCCACGUCUAAGCACUUUAAGGAUCUGAUCCGCUUGCGCCGGACGGCCGAGUGGCCGCGCUCCUCCCUGGACACGGAGGCGGCGGCGGCGGCGGCCGCCAAGGAGGCGCCCGAGGUGGAGCUGCUGCCCUUCACGCUGGCGCACGAGCGCUGCAUCUCCGUGGUGCAGAAGCUGGCGCUCUUCCUGCUCUCCAUGGACUUCACCUGCCACGCCGACCUGCUGCUGUUCGUCUGCAAGGUGUUGGCGAGGAUAGCGAACGCCACGCGGCCCACCAUCCACCUGUGCGAGGUGGUGUCGGAGCAGCAGCUGGAGCGGCUGCUGCUGCUGCUGGUGGGCACGGACUUCAACCGCGGGGACAUCUCCUGGGGCGGAGCCUGGGCCCAGUACUCCCUCACCUGCAUGCUGCAGGACAUCCUAGCAGGAGAGCUUCUGUCCCCCGUGUCCCUGGAGGGCAUGGACGACGGGGCGGCCAUGGGGGAGGAGGCGGGCGCGGCGGCGGCGUGUGGCGGCGCGGCGGCGGCGUGCGCGGGAGCCUCGGCCGAGCCCGAGGAGGCCCUGGCCCAGCCCUCGCCCCUCCCCCUGGUGGAGAGCAUUGACGAGGCCCUGGCACCCGAUAUCAUCGCAGGUACUCCCGGGAGCUCGUCCUCGGUUUUCCAAAGUGCUCCACCUCUGUCAUCUUUGGAAAAAGAUAAAGACAUAGACUUUGACUUGCUACAAGACCUCAUGGAUGUUGAUAUUGAUCCUUUAGAUAUUGAUUUGGAAAAAGACCCCCUCGCCGCCAAAGUUUUUAAGCCAAUUGGCAGCACCUGGUAUGACUACUGGGGCGCUGACUAUGGCACCUAUAACUAUAACGCCUAUGUAGGGGGCGCAGGGAUACCUGUGUCCAAGCCUCCGGCUCCCGCUGAGAAGCCCGGGGCCCAAAGCCUGUCCGUGUCUGUCUCACAAGCUCUAGAUGCGCGUCUAGAGGUGGGACUGGAGCAGCAGGCGGAGCUCAUGCUGAAGAUGAUGGCCACUCUGGAGGCCGACUCCAUCCUGCAGGCCCUCACCUCCACCUCCCCUGCCGUGGUCCAGUCCUCGAAUGGGACGGACGACUCGUUGCUGCGGGGGCUGCACAGCUCCCCACCUGGCAGCAGUCUCAUGGUGCAGCCUUCCUCCAUCCCCAUGCUGAGUGCCUGCUUCAACAAGCUCUUCUCCAUGCUGCAGGUGCACCAUGUCCAGCUGGAGUCUCUGCUGCAGCUCUGGCUGACCCUGAGCCUAAACUCGUGUCCGGGCGCCGCGGACGACACCGGCUCCGACAUCUUCCUGUUCAACGCCAGCCGGGUGCCCACCAUUCCCCUCAACCAAGCCUCCAUUAGUAGUUUCCUCACAGUGCUAGCCUGGUAUCCCAACACCUCCCUGAGGACCUGGUGUCUGGUGCUGCACAGCCUCACGCUCAUGACCAACAUGCCCUCCAGUGCCUCCAGCAGUGGGAUGGGCGGCCACGAUAGCACGGCCCAGCAGAUGGUGUCGGAGCUCACGCUCGUCCCCGUCCUCGUGCGCUUCCUGUCGGGGAGCAACCCUCACGGCACCAGCCAGCACAGCUCCCAGGUGGGGCCCACUGCUACCCAAGCUAUGCAAGAGUUCCUGACCAGGCUCCAAGUGCACCUUUCCUCCACGUGUCCCCAAAUGUUCAGCGAGUUCCUGCUUGAGCUGAUGCACAUUCUAUCUAUGGAGAGGGGACCCUUCCUGUCUGGCCAGGGUCCGCUGGACGCCCAGGUCAAGCUCCUGGAGUUCACCCUGGAGCAGAGCUUUGAGUCGGUGUCCGUGGGCACCAUCAUGGCCGUCAUCGAGUCCAUCACCUUCCUGGUGCACCACUACAUCACCUGCUCCGACAAGGUGGUGUCGCGCAGCGGCUCGGACAGCUCGGUGGGCGCGCGCGCCUGCUUCGGCGGCCUCUUCGCCAACAUCAUCCGGCCCGGCGACGCCAAGGCCGUGUGCGGCGAGACCACGCGCGACCAGCUCAUGUUCAACCUGCUCAAGCUGGUCAACACGCUGGUCAAGCUGCCGCUCACCGCCGACGGCAAGUUCAGCGGCCGCGCGCAGCCCGCGGGCAACGGCUCCAGCGACAGCGUCUCGGACGAGGAGAAGGUGUGCGGCAGCAAGGAGGGCGCCGGCCCGGGCGGAGCCGCCCCACACCAGGGCCCCGCCGUCGGGGUGGCAGACCUGGUCCUGGGCAACCAGCAGGUCAUGAGCCAGAUCCUCUCGGCUCUGGGCCAGUGCAACAGCAGCGCUAUGGCCAUGAUUAUAGGAGCGAGUGGCCUCCACCUGACCAAGCACGAGAACUUCCACGGCGGUCUGGACGCCAUCUCCGUGGGCGACGGCCUCUUCACCAUCCUCACCACCCUGAGCAAGCGGGCCACCUCCGUGCAGGUCAUGCUGCAGCCCAUCCUCACCUACAUGGCCUGCGGCUACAUGGGCCGACAGGGCUCUCUGUCCACUUGCCAGCUGUCUGAGCCUCUGCUUUGGUUCAUCCUGAGGGUGUUGGACACCAGCGAAGCACUCAAGGCCUUCCAUGACAUGGGUGGAGUGCAGCUCAUCUGCAACAACAUGGUGACGAGCACGCGGGCCAUCGUCAACACGGCGCGCAGCAUGGUCUCCACCAUCAUGAAGUUCCUGGACUCCGGCCCCGGCAAGACGGCCGACGGCAGCCUCAAGGCCCGCGUCCUGGCCUCCGAGCCGGACAACGCGGAGGGCCUGCACAACUUUGCUCCGCUUGGCACCAUAACCUCCAGCAGCCCCACUGCCCAGCCGGCUGAGGUGCUACUCCAGGCCACGCCCCCUCACCGCCGGGCGCGCUCAGCGGCCUGGUCCUACAUCUUCCUGCCGGAGGAGGCCUGGUGUGACCUCACCAUCCACCUGCCGGCCGCCGUGCUGCUCAAAGAGGUCCACAUCCAGCCGCACCUAGCCUCGCUAGCCACCUGCCCGUCGUCGGUGUCUGUGGAGAUCAGCGCGGACGGCGUCAACAUGCUGCCGCUGUCCACGCCGGUCAUCACCAGCGGCCUGACCUACAUCAAGAUCCAGCUGGUGAAGGCGGAGGUGGCGUCGGCCGUGUGCCUGCGGCUGCACCGGCCGCGCGACGCCAGCACCCUCGGCCUGUCCCAGAUCAAGCUGCUCGGACUCACCGCCUUCGGCAACACCUCCUCCGCAACGGUCAACAAUCCCUUCCUGCCCUCCGAGGACCAGGUGUCCAAGACCAGUAUUGGCUGGCUGCGUCUGCUGCACCACUGCCUGACGCACGUGAGUGACCUGGAGGCCCUGAUGGCCAGCGCGGCCGCGCCCACCGCCAACCUGCUGCAGACGUGCGCCGCGCUGCUCAUGUCGCCCUACUGCGGCAUGCACUCGCCCAACAUCGAGGCCGUGCUGGUCAAGAUCGGCCUGCAGUCCACCACCAUCGGCCUCAAGCUCAUCGACAUCCUGCUGCGCAACUGCGCCGCCUCCGGCACGGACCCCAACAAUCUGAACAGCCCCCUGCUCUUCGGGAGGCUCAACGGCCUCUCGUCCGACUCCACCAUCGACAUCCUCUACCAGCUGGGCACCACCCAGGACCCUGGCACCAAAGACAGGGUCCAGGCGUUGCUGCAGUGGGUGCACGACUCGGCCCGCGUGGCGGCCAUGAAGAGGAGCGCGCCGCUGGGCUACAUGGGCCCGAGCGCCUCCUCGCCCCGCGAGUACGGCCUGCUCAUGCCCUCGCCCUCACACCUCCACUGCGUGGCGGCCAUCUUGUGGCACAGCUACGAGCUGCCAGUGGACUACGACCUGCCCGCGCUGCUCAACCGCGAGCUCUUUGAGCUGUUGUAUAACUGGUCCAUGUCGCUGGCCUGCAACAUGGUCCUGAAGAAGGCGGUGGACAGCCUGCUGUGCUCCAUGUGCCACAUCCACCCCAGCUACUUCUCCCUGCUCAUGUCCUGGAUGGGCAUUGUGCCCACGCCGGCCGCCCAGUCCCAGUCGCAGUCGCGCCACCGCCUCUCGCUCACCGACGACGGCAAGAAGCAGCACGACGCGGCGGCCGCCGCCACCAGCUCGGCGUCCGGCGGCGGGGGCCUGACGGACGACUCCAAGCACGCCCGCUCGCCGCCCGCCCUGUCCGAGUCGCAGCUGGCCACGCUGGCGGCCGCGUCGCAGUCGCCCGGCGCCAUCCAGCAGCUGCUGGACUCGGGGCUGCCCUCGCUCCUGGUGCGCAGCCUGGCCGGCCUCUGCUGCCACCUGCUGGCCAGCGCCGACCUCCCCUUGCCCGGCUCCGCCUCGUCCGCCGCCGCGGCCUCCGCGGCCUCCGCCUCGUCAUCGUCUUCGCCGUCCGAGCGACGGCAUCAGCAUCACCACCACCACAGCUAUCACAACCUCCCCUCCACCUCCUCUUCGUCAUCCUCCUCCUCCUCAUCGCCGCCGCCGGUGAGCCGCGCCACGCUCUCCCCGGAGCUGGCGGCGCCCGUGCUGCGCUUCCUGACGGAAGUGGGCAACAGCCACGCCAUGAAGGACUGGCUCGGCGGCCCGGAGGUCAACCCGCUGUGGACGGCGCUGCUCUUCCUGCUGUGCCACUCCAGUGCCAGCGCCGGGAGCAGCACCACCCCCUGCAACGUCAACAACAGCAGCAGCAGCAGCAACGGGCAGGCAGCAUGUGGGGCAUCGGCAUCUGCGGCCGGCGGGUCCACAGCCGGCCCCUCUUCAUCGCUCUCGUCCCCCUCUUCCUCGGCCGGCCCCUCUCUCCCCCCUCCCUCCUCCCCGGUGCAGGCGUCCGGCUCGCGCUACUCUCUGGGCACGGGCGGCCGGGCAGGCGGGCUCACCACGCAGCAGCGCACCAGCAUCGAGAACGCCACCGUGGCCUUCUUCCUGCAGUGCAUCUCCUGCCACCCCAACAACCAGCGCCUCAUGGCACAGGUCCUGUGUGAGCUGUUCCAGUCGGCCCCUCAGCGCGGGAACGUGCCCAUCUCUGGCAACAUCUCGGGCUUCAUCCGCAGGCUCUUCCUGCAGCUCAUGCUGGAGGACGAGAAGGUCACCGUCUUCCUGCAGUCGCCCUGUCCGCUGUAUAAGGGACGCAUUAAUGCCACCAGUCAUGUGAUCCAGCACCCCAUGUACGGGGCGGGGCACAAGUACCGCACCCUCCACCUGCCCAUCUCCACCACCCUGGCCGACGUCCUAGACCGAGUCUCAGACACUCCCAGCAUCACAGCCAAGCUGAUCAGUGAGCAGAAGGAGGACAAGGAGAAGAAGAACCACGAGGAGAAGGAGAAGAUGAAGGCCGACAACGGUUUCCAGGACAACUACAGUGUUGUCGUAGCCUCAGGCCUGAAGUCUCAGUCCAAGAGGGCCCUGUCCACCCCUCCACGGCCUCCGUCUCGACGAGGUCGGGUGAUGAGUGACAAGCUGUCUGCCUCCUCUGGCGUUGACCCUGCUGCCAAAACCGUCAGUGUGCCUGUCUUCCACCUCUACCACAAGCUGCUCCCAGGUCAACCUCUGCCUGGGGAGAUGACCCUGGCCCAGCUGCUGACCCUGCUGCACGAUCGCAAGCUGCCGCAGGGCUACCGCUCCAUCGACAUGACCGUCAAGCUGGGCUCCAAGCUCAUCGCUGACCCGGGCCUGUCCAAGACCGACUCCUUCAAGCGCCUACGCACAGAGAAAGAACACACUGAGAUGCUGAGCAGCUGUCCCGAGGACGAGCCCAUGACUCCGGGCGAGGAGUGUUUGGACGCCGCCAUCGACGAGUCCCUCCUGGAGACCAACCCCAUCCAGUCGCCCCUGCAGGUGUUCGCCGGCAUGGGGGGCCUGGCCCUGAUCGCCGAGAGGCUGCCCAUGCUCUACCCCGACGUCAUCCAGCAGGUGAGCGCCCCGGUCGUGGCCUCCAGCACCCAGGAGAAGCCCAAGGACAGCGACCAGUUUGAGUGGGUGACCAUCGAGCAGUCGGGCGAGCUGGUCUACGAGGCACCCGAGACCAUCGCCGCCGAGCCGCCGCCCAUCAAGUCGCCGGUGCAGACCAUGUCGCCCAUCCCGGCCCACUCGCUGGCCGCCUUCGGCCUCUUCCUGCGCCUGCCCGGCUACGCCGAGGUGCUGCUCAAGGAGCGCAAGCACGCCCAGUGCCUGCUGCGCCUCGUGCUGGGCGUCACGGACGACGGAGAGGGCAGCCAUAUCCUGCAGUCUCCCUCGGCCAACGUGUUGCCCACGCUGCCGUUCCACGUGCUGCGCGCCCUCUUCAGCUCCACGCCGCUGACCACGGACGACGGGCUGCUGCUGCGCCGCAUGGCCCUGGAGAUCGGCGCCAUCCACCUCAUCCUGGCCUGCCUGUCCGCCCUCAGCCACCACGCCCCGCGCGUGCCCACCACCAACGGCAACCAGAGCGAGCCGCAGGUGGUGUCGGGUCACGGUGGCGGCACCAGCGAGGAGCAGCAGCUGUACUGGGCCAAGGGCACGGGCUUCGGCACCGGCUCCACCGCCUCGGGCUGGGACGUGGAGCAGGCCCUCACCAAGCAGCGCCUGGAGGAGGAGCACGUCACCUGCCUACUGCAGGUUCUGGCCAGCUACAUCAAUCCAGCCGGCUGCCUGAACCACGGCGAGGCCCCCAGCAGUGAGAGCCGAGGCCACAACAGCGCCGCCCUCCCUUCGGUGCUGCAGGAGCUGCUCAGCCAGUCCUGCCUCAUCCCCGCCAUGUCCUCCUACCUGCGCAACGACUCCGUGCUGGACAUGGCUCGUCACGUGCCGCUGUACCGGGCGCUGCUGGAGCUGCUGCGGGCCAUCUCCACCUGCACGGCGCUGGUGCCGCUGCUGCUGCCGCUGUCGGGCGACCCGGGCCAGGAGGAGGACGAGGAGGAGCGCUCCGAGGGACAGACCUCGGUGGGCAUGCUGCUGGCCAAGAUGAAGACCUGCGUGGACACGUACACCAACCGCCUCAGGUCGAAAAAAGACAAGAGCAAAGGAGUGGUGAAGGCCGAGCCAUCGGACCCCGAGCCGGAGGGCCUGACCCUACUGGUGCCCGACAUCCAGAGGACGGCCGAGAUCGUCUACGCCGCCACCACCAGCCUGCGGCAGGCCAACCAAGAAAAGAAGCUGGCCGAGUCCUCCAAGAAGACGUCCACCAGGCCCAAGCCCAUGUCCAUCCUGCGCUCUCUGGAGGAGAAGUAUGUGGCGGCCAUGAAGAAGCUCCAGUUUGACACAUUUGAGAUGGUGUCGGAGGACGAGGACGGCAAGCUGGUGUUUAAGGUGAACUACCACUACAUGUCUCAGGUGAAGAAUGCCAGCGAUGCCAACAGUGCCGCGCGGGCACGCCGGCUGGCCCAGGAGGCCGUCACCCUGUCCACCUCACUGCCCCUCUCCUCCUCCUCCUCAGUCUUCGUCCGCUGCGACGAGGAGCGCCUCGACAUCAUGAAGGUCCUGAUUACUGGUCCGGCAGACACCCCAUAUGCAAACGGCUGCUUUGAGUUUGACGUGUACUUCCCCCAGGACUACCCCAACUCCCCCCCUCUGGUCAACCUGGAGACCACCGGAGGCCACAGCGUGCGCUUUAACCCCAACCUCUACAACGACGGCAAAGUGUGUUUAAGUAUCCUGAACACUUGGCAUGGUCGACCAGAGGAGAAGUGGAACCCACAAACCUCUAGCUUUUUACAGGUGCUAGUGUCUGUUCAGUCUCUGAUCCUGGUGGCAGAGCCGUACUUUAACGAGCCUGGCUACGAGCGCUCGAGGGGAACGCCCAGCGGCACGCAAAGCUCCCGCGAGUACGACGGAAACAUCCGGCAAGCCACCGUCAAGUGGGCCAUGCUGGAACAGAUGAGGAACCCCUCUCCCUGCUUCAAGGAGGUGAUCCAUAAGCACUUUUACCUGAAGCGUGCCGAGAUCAUGGCCCAGUGCGAGGAGUGGAUCACAGACAUCCAGCAGUACAGCAGCGACAAGAGAGUGGGCCGUACCAUGUCCCACCACGCUGCAGCUCUCAAGAGGCACACAGCCCAGCUGAGGGAGGAACUGCUGAAGCUGCCCUGCCCAGACGGCCUGGAGCCAGACGGGGAGGAGUUCUCCGACAAAACCUCUGCCCUCAUGGUCAAGGAGCUACCCAAUCAGGACGGAGAGAAGCCGGGCGGCAGCCAGGACGCUCACUGCAGCGAGGGACAGCUAUGAGGCUCUCGAUCUCGAAAGCCUCUUCCGUCGGUGCCCAGCCCAGCCCCGCCGCCCUACCCUUGCCCAUUCUUCCUCCUCCUCCUCUUCCUCCUCACACGACUAUUACCAUUGAUAUUAAAUAGACUGUUCAUGGCAGUGAAAGCCUGGAUUUUGUCAAUAUUUGUAUGUAAGAAUCUAAUUAUGUAAUAGCUGAAAAAAAAAACCCACAGAGGACGACCUGCAAAGCAUCCAAGCUGAGACCAGAGGAAAAAAAAAAAAAAAAAAACACAAUCCGCUUCUAAACCCCCUCGGAGAUGACACAGAACUAUGCUUCAGUAUCCCCGUUCAAGAAAAAGAAAAGAAAAAACAAGACAUCACAAACAAACAAGCUUUUAUUUACGUGUAAAAGAGUGUAAACUUUUAUGUGUUUUUUUUUUUGUUUUGUUUCUUUAUUUUUUGUUUUGUUUUUUCAAUUGUGAAAUAACCACUGACUGGUAUGUUAUUAAACUUGUUUAUGUAUACAUAAUGACAGAGGAAAUCAGAGUAUAUGAGGGAACUACCUUUAGAUGAGAAUGUUUACUGAAUGUUCAUUUCCAUUUGUUUUAUUGUUUUCUUUCUUUUUCUUUUCUUCUUUUUUCCUUUUUGUUUUGUUUUCCUGACUGUUAGCAAGGACGGUAACCAAGGAUAUAUUGGUCAUUUGCGAUACUAUUUAAAAAAGAAAAAAAAGAAAAAAAGGAAGAUCUAUAAAACACACACCCAACACUUCCUCUCCCCUCAGACGUUUGAGGAUUCUUCUGAUUUCCCCAUUGACAUCGCUUAUUUGGUUUAUACAGAAAACCUGUAAACUUCAAUAAAGGCUGAAAUGGAUAUUCUUAACCGCUAUGAUCACUUGUCGCCCUCUCACUUGCUGGUAAGAGACCAGCGCCAUGCUUUAACUCCCCUUUUUAAUUGCUCACUAACUUUCAAUGCAAGUUUAAUAAAUGCAAUCUAUUCUACUUUGCACACA
This is a messenger RNA of Sardina pilchardus (European sardine), 16366 nucleotides long. It is a transcript of the gene birc6, whose product is annotated as baculoviral IAP repeat containing 6. The record is from RefSeq and is a predicted model, not a curated record. Gene Ontology annotation, biological process: regulation of cytokinesis; apoptotic process. NCBI's taxonomy places the organism in Eukaryota, Metazoa, Chordata, Actinopteri, Clupeiformes, Clupeidae. Gene Ontology annotation, molecular function: ubiquitin-protein transferase activity. The transcript is spliced from 74 exons. The coding region runs from base 166 to 15381 and encodes 5071 amino acids.